Symbiodinium natans is the source of this 3107-nucleotide messenger RNA. The record is from the annotation of a GenBank genome assembly. Lineage: Eukaryota; Dinophyceae; Suessiales; Symbiodiniaceae.
AUGAACACGCAGCACCAUGUGAUGCGCGGAGUCGCAGCGCAGACCUGGAAGAACAGCAGACUCGAUUAUGUCCUGACCCCCAUGGGCUGGGGUGCUAGAGGAUGGGCUUCUCCAGGCAGGAGCUUUGACCUGCUCAAUUCACAUGAAGAUCACACUGCUGUCAUCAUCAACUGCAGUGUUCCCCCCGCCGGUCGCGUACAGUGUCCGCCGUCGAGGCGCACCUUUCGGGGCCUGCCUCCAGAGAUGUAUGCGGAGGCAAUGCACCAAGCGGCACAGUUGGAGGUGCCUUGGGGGCAAAAUGUGCACCAACAUGCAGAGCUUGUGCUGGACCGCGCCAGACGGUGCCUGCAGGAGGGCGCUGCUUCUUUGCCGGCGCAGCCUAAGAAACAACACAUUAGCGCCGAGGCCCUGACGCUGGUCAAGCAGAAGCGGACGGCCGUGAAACAGUCCGCGACGGCCAACCGCAAACUCCUCAUGGCCCAGCGAAAGUUCCAGCUCCGCAGAUUCUUCAACAGACCGCGCGCGGAAGGACCGGUGCGCAUAGCAAGACAGGUUGCUGCCAUCUGGCAACAUGUGGUUGAACUGGCCAACCUGAAUCUCAGGCGCCAGCUGCGCCAUGACAGGGCCACCUAUCUCACCGAAGUCGCGGCGAAGAUCGAGCAAGGAGUUCUGAGUAAGAACUCCCAGGAGGUCUACCAGGCGCUUAGGUUCUUCCGCCCAGCGUCGAAGCGUGUACACAAGCCUUGGGGGCCGCUGCCCAUGCUCGAGCGCCCCGACGGCAGCAUGGCGGAGACCUUCUUUCAGGCUCAAGAAGUGAAAGCGAGCUACUUCGGAGAUCUGGAAGCGGCCGUUCCUCUGGCGCCAGAGAAAAUUGCUGGCCUGGCGUCGGCCUCUCCCUGCAUGGACACCUUUACGCUCAGCGAAGUGCCUACGCUUCUCGACUUGGAAGGUGGACUCAGAGAUCUGCCCAGACGGAAAGGUCCUGGUGCCUCAGGAUUGCCAAACGAGGUCUGGCUGGCAGGCACAGUGACGGCGGCCCGCACAUGGAUGCCGGUACUCCUCAAGUGCCAAGUGCGCCUCACUGAACCGCUCCGCUUUUCCACAAGCUUGAUGGCCACUCUCUACAAAGGCAAAGGCACUGUCUUUGAUGUAGCCAAUCAUCGCUCAAUUUAUCUAAUGGAAGGUGUAGGCAAAGCCAUCAGAAAGCUACACCGCCCUCCACUCGUUCAGUCCCUGCAAUCCCACAAGCCGGGGCUGAUGCAGGGUAGCACUCCACAUAGUGCCUCAGACCAGCUCACGCACUACCUUAUCACUCUGGCUCUUUUGGCCAAGCAGCAAGGAGCAUGCUGCGCGCUUCUGUUUGUGGAUGCGAGAUCCGCUUUCUACCGAGUGUUGCGGGAACGGCUCACCGGCAUGCCUACGUCGGACGAAGAGCUAUGCAGCAUCCUUAGCCAACUGGGUGUGUCCGAUGGCGCCUUUCGAGGGGUUAUGGCAUGGAUCACCGGGGAUUCCCUCAUGCAAGGGGUACCUGCACAUGUGCGAAGAGUUGUGGCCUCCUGGUUCGACUCGUCAUGUUUCGUCCUGAGGGGCCUGCCUCAGGCCUUCCAGUCAAGGGCCGGCACCAGGCCGGGGGAUGCUAUGGCUGACAUUCUGUUCGCAUUUGUCCUGUGUGACGCCAUGGUGGAGAUCAGCACCACCUUGGAAGCUGCGGGGCUGCUCGAGAGCCCAGCGACGGCGCCUCUGCAGCAUCCGACUUGGGCGGAUGAUGUGUGCUUGCCGGUCUUCUCCAGGACCGCAUGGCAGUGCGGCUGCGAAGCAAGGGUGCGAGUUGUGCCCCAGCUUGAUGACCCUUUCGCUCUGUCGGUGGUGCCACGCUAUGUCCACCUGGCCACUGUACUCAGCACUGCAAUGAAUCCCAAGGCGGACUUUGCGGUAAAACUGGCCCAUGGCAUCCAGGCGGCCGCACCUGUCGCACGAAAGGUUCUACGGAACAAGGCGAUCCCUUUGAAAGGAAGAGCCGAAAUCCUCUCUUCGAUCGCCCUGUCGGCAGCAACGCACAAUACUGGGGUUUGGGUGCCCACUGACCCAGCCCUGGAAAAGUGGACCCAAGGCAUCACGUCCAUGUAUCGCAUGCUGCUCCCAGAGGAUAGAUGGGGUCAUCACCCGGAUUUUCCGGGCCCUGCUGAGCUCAGUGGAGCUCUCCUGCUUCCUAUGCCUGCUGCAUUACUUGUGGCAGAAAGGAUCAGACACUUCCUGCGGAUUGUACGUGAUGACAACCGUUUUCUCUGGGAGUUGUUGUGCAUGCAUGCUGAGCUGUCUGAGGAUGCGUGGCUCAGACAGGUGCAUAAGGAUUUGGGCUUUGUGGCCGAGUGGGCACCGGAGAUCCUCAGACCAGAAGUGGUUAAGGCUGCAUGCGGCAGUUAUGAGGAGUUGCUCGCCUUGGCUACUGCCAAGGCUCCUUGUGUCACGAGGGCAUUGAAGCAGGCAAUCCGCCAGCACACAGCCAAACUGCAGCAGUGGGCCACCUUCCAGCUCAGGGCAAGAAAGCUCGGCCUUAGACCUCCACCACAGGUGCCUACUGGCGCAAAACAUCCCUGCUGGAUGUGUGAUCAAGUGUUUCCCUCCACAUCCCACCUUGCUGCGCACAUCCAAACUGUCCACGAGUACUCGCAGCUCGCGCGCCAGUACACCGGGGGUUGCACCACAUGUAGGGCCUGCCUCAAGAACUUCUGGGAUUCGGACAGAUUGUUGCGGCACCUUGCACGUUCGAACACCGGUUGUCUGCCCUUUCUGUUGGCGGUGGUUCCACCGACGGAUGCGCAUGAAUGGGUGCCGGACGCUGGGCCGGCAACUCACUGGCCUCCUGUAAGGGCUUCGGGCCCGCUCAGGCCCUUCACGCAGGAAGAUGCGGCCAGCCUGUACGCUAGGCUUUUUGAGCUCGAGCAGUGGGAGGUCCAAGCUCUCAUGCCUAGCCUUGAGAAAUUCGACGCAGUCGCAUUUGAUGUUGCCAAUGUACUUUGCGAUGUCAGAGUCUCUGACAGAGCGGCAGUUCGGUGUACAGAUUUUCUUCCGAACGGAACGGCUCUGAUUGACUCCUGGCUCCAAAU